Molecule: messenger RNA, 4138 nt
Organism: Puntigrus tetrazona (Sumatra barb)
Lineage: Eukaryota; Metazoa; Chordata; Actinopteri; Cypriniformes; Cyprinidae
Gene: retreg2
Product: reticulophagy regulator family member 2
Exons: 9
Coding region: 85-1779 (564 amino acids)
Source: RefSeq, a predicted model, not a curated record
CUAAUAAUCCAUGACGAGCCUCUCCUGACCGAACCCCGUCAUCAACACACACACACACACACAAACAACGCUGGACGAGUGAGAAUGGCGAGCAGACGGGCCUCGGAGUCCUCGGCCUCGGCCGGUCUGGAGGCCUGGUUCCCCGCGCCCGGCGGCUGCGGCGAGGAUGCGCCGGAGCUGCGGCGGCUGCGGGAGCGUCUGCGCGGCUGGCUGUCGCAGUGUGAGCCCGCGGUGCUCUGCGCGCAGCGGCUGCUGGUGUGGGAGAGGCCGCUGCACAGCGUCGUCGCCGCGCUGGCGCUCAACACGCUGUUCUGGCUCCUGUCGUCCACGUCUUUGAGACCCUUGUUCCUCCUGAGCGUGUCUCUCAUCGGACUGACUUUACUGGAGAGAUGGAAAGACAAGCUGCCACAGAUCACAGCGUGGCAUCCCGAGACGGCUGUCAUUGAGCGAGAAGCUCUGAGCGAUCAGCCGCGUCUGUUAAGCGUGGAGGAGCUCAGCCAUCAUCUCGCCGAGAGUUACCUCACCUUCAGCCUUUACAUCCAAGAAAUGCUUCAGUACAAACGACAAAACCACGGCAAGUUCUGCAUCAUGAUGUGUUCGGGAUGUUUCCUCCUGGCCGUGGUUGGACAUUACAUUCCCGGGAUAAUGAUCUCCUACAUCAUACUGCUGAGUGUGCUGCUGUGGCCGCUGGUGGUUUACCACGAACUGAUCCAGAAAAUGUACACCGGACUGGAGCCCAUACUGAUGAAACUGGACUACAGCAUGAAAGGAGACACACAGCGCCGCAAAUAUGACAAGAGAAAGCUGAAGAAGGAGCAGGAAGAGGGUGAUGAGCCAAGGGCAGAGACCGAGAGCGAGAGCGAGGAGGAGCUGUCAUGUUUCGCCCCUACUGUGGAUGUGAAGACUACGGCUCUGGCGAUGGCCAUCACAGACUCGGAGCUGUCUGAUGAGGAGGCUUCUAUACUGGAGAGCGGAGGAUUCUCUGUGUCCAGAGCCACAACACCACAACUCACAGACGUCUCGGAAGCAGACCUGGAUCAGCAGAGCGUGCACAGCGAGCCGGAGGAGGCGUUCUCUAGAGACCUAGCAGAGUUCCCGUCGGUGGACGAGCUGCCUUCUAUUGAGCCGGGUCUGUUCCAUUUCCCGCUGGGCGUCCUCGGGUCAGAGCAGACGGGAGCGUCCGGACCCGGGCUCCAGGAGGAGGCGUUGUCUCCGGCCGGCCUCCUCAUCCAGCACUUAGCGUCUCCGCUCCACUUCGUCAACACGCACUUCAACGGACACGGACAGGCGGCAGUGGCGGACCAAAGCAUCGUGGGUACUGAAAAAGAGGGAGGGGGAUUGGCUGCGGGCGUUUCGAGACCCGCUCGGUCCCUGGAAGCCCUCAGCGAGGAGAUAGUGAGCACGGCCAUCUCUACUGUAGUACAGAACACUCUCUCAGCCCUGUUGCGGUCUAGCGAGGCCAGCGAGGGCUCGUCACUGGCUUCGUUUCUUCCCACCGAAACGCUUCCAUGCCUGAUGGAAUCGCCCCUCGAGUCGCCUUCAAUCCAGGAAGCCGGCGCCGAAGAAGAGGACGCGGACGUCACCGAAGCGAGCACCGAAGAGCAACCGGAUGUCACGCUCGUACCGGCCGAGGAAGAGGACUUUGAGCUUCUGGACCAAAGCGAACUGGAACAAAUGGAUGAGGGGUCGGGCUUCGGUGGUGAUGGACAGGAAGUGGGCGGGGCUUCCACAGACACACCCCCAAGCAGUCAGCAGCACGCAGACCAGCAGGAUUCCUAGCUUCACAUCAUCUAAACUGUUUAUUUUAUUUAUAGUCCUUGUAGAUACAAUAUACUGACACAAAUGAUUCGUGAAAGGGAAUGCUGCGGUCAGCUAUGCCUUUAUUUUGUGGUUUUCAGGAGUGAGAUCACUGUGAUUGGCGGUUAGCUUUCAUUUCCUUUUGAGCAGGUGAAUGUCCAAAACGUAAAACAUUCAACCGAAAUCCUUAAAGCGACAGUAAUGAGUUUUUUUUGUUUUGUUUUUUUGACAGAUCCAAAUGGCCUUCAGCCUCAAAUCCAGCCACUCAGAUUUCAAUAGGCUUAGUUUUAAUCAUUUACUGUAUGUAUAUUUUGACAAAGACUACAUGUCUGCGACACGUGCCCUCUGGUUUAUCAAUCCCGCGCUGACCGUUGUCACGAGGUUUAAUGCAUCAGGUCAAGGGAAGACGUUAGGUGGGCUGACUUUUGUUUGUUUGUAGGGCUGGGAGGUUUUAUGAGCAGGAUAUGGCUGCAGAUUCUCGGUCACGUUAAAGAUUUCCUUUCAUAAUCAUAGCUUAACUAAUAUAUUCCUAUGAAGCGGAUGGUUUCAUUUAUUCAAACUGGUUAGAGUGAAGAAAAGCUUACCAUUUAAAUACGUUUCGAAUAAAUAAUAAAAGCUGCAACAUUUAUAUUCCGGCAGACAGACGUUAAAGAAGUUUAGCACAUUGCAAAUCAAAUACUGAAAAUCAUUUUUGAGAGAUCAAUAUUGGAUUGUGCCAUUUACUGAUUUUUGAGGAUGUAAAAAGUACUUUUGUCGCACAAAGGUGAUUGUGAAUGCAGCGUAGCACAGAAGAGUUCCUCAUUGAUAGUGCUUGAUUCCAACCCCCCCCCAUAUUUAUGUAAAAAUUAGAAGUUUAACUCAUAUUCAGGCUCAAUAUAUUAUAAUUGGUUGCACUUUUGAAGUAUUGUUUGCGUGCACAUUCGCAGGACUUCUGGAUUUUCAUAAACAUGCCAAAAAUACUGCUGAUCAAGAGUUUGGGGUCAGUAAGAUUUAUUAUUGUUUAUUUUUUUAAUUUAUUUUUAUUUUUUUAAAAGGAAUGAAUACUUUUAAUGCAGAAAGAAUUGGAAUAAAAUUGAUUAAAAGUUUUAUCUUUCAAAUUAAUGCUGUCCUUUUGAACUUUUCUAGUCAAAAAGUUGACUAGAAGGUUUCCACAAAUUAUGAAGCGGCACAAAAAAAAGCAGUAAUUAUACAAAUUGUAAUGAUUUCUGAAGGAUCAUGUGACACUGUAGACUGGAGUAAUGAUGCAGAAAAUUCAGCUUUGCAUCACAGGAAGUAGAAGUAGAAAACAUCAAAUAAUUUGAUAGAAUAAGUACAGUUUGGGAGAGUAUAAAAAUCCUACAGACUCUGAACUCUUGAACGUCUCAUUGUAUAAAUCCCAUCAAGAGCUCACAGAUUGCCUAAAAUAUAAUUUACAUGAAAAGCUGUAUGACGUUUGGGUAGAUUUCCUGCAUGGGCUUGACUGAAUUAUCUUCCCUUGUUUAAUUAAAAUGAAGGGGAAACCUUAGUGAAUGAUUGAGCCUUAUUUGUAUCUUUGUGAGAUGCUCGCAAUAAGUCAUCGAGGUAUUUCUAGAAUUGAUCACAUGAACCUCUAACAGCAUAUUAAGAAUAUUAAUUUCUCUUCAUGUCAGUGUCAAAGGUCUCAGUGACUUCUGUGACACUGGAAAAAAAAUUGUAAGAUUGUAUAAUUCAAUAUAUAUAUAUAUAUAUAUAUAUAUAUAUAUAUAUAUAUAUAUAUAUAUAUAUAUAUAUAUAUAUUCCAAUUCUUAAUCAUACUAAAGGGAAAUAUCUUUUAAACUGGAAUUGUGUAUGAAAAAACCAUGUAUAUAUUUGACGUUUAACAGAUCUGUUGAUCGAUUGGAGGCAGGUUGACAUCCUUUAAAAUUCUAAAUUCUUACACUGUCCUAACCAGUCAUUUUAAUUCAAAUUUUGUUAGCCCCACCCACUGUAAAAUCUGAUUGGUCUAAAAUCCCGCGCCACGUGUAGUCCAGAACAUGUUCUGCGUUGCUGUGAUUGUAUUUUUAAUUUCAGUGUGGAAAAACCGCUUGUCGCAUCUCAGUUGUUUUUGUUAGGACUUUGCGUUUUGCCCUUUCUCCUGUAGAUAUAGCCACAGACUCAUCUGAUCCAGACCGCAGAGAUUUGUGUUUUCAGAUAUUUACAGAGAGGUUAUCUUUGUGUAAUAGUGAUUGUGUUUUGCUCAUGCUGUUACUGCUUUAUGAUCUAUAAAAAAAAAGCACUUAGAGCAUUUAACUACAAAAUGUAUUGUUGAAUGUUAUUUUGUUACUCUGACUUGCACCUCCAUGUAUCUCUAAUAUACACCCAUAAGCUGGUUUUCAACUUCAAA